Triticum turgidum subsp. durum (durum wheat) is the source of this 513-nucleotide messenger RNA. The record is from the annotation of a GenBank genome assembly. NCBI's taxonomy places the organism in Eukaryota, Viridiplantae, Streptophyta, Magnoliopsida, Poales, Poaceae.
AUGGAUUGGCCGGCUCUCACCGGCUGCACCAUGGUCAUGGUCCUUCUCUUCCUACCAUUGAGUGCUUCCCAAGACCGGCUUGUCCCUGGCAGGGCGCUGUCCCCUGGUGACACCAUCGUCUCCGAUGAUGGUGGAUUUGCCUUGGGCUUCUUCAACCCCUCCAAUUCUUCUCCGGCCAGCCUGUACCUAGGCGUAUGGUACAACAACAUCCCUGAGCUCACCGUUGUGUGGGUCGCCAACCGAAAUACCCCGGCCACCAAUACAACUUCCUCAACACCGAAGCUCUCCCUCACCAACAGCUCUAAUCUGGUUCUCUCUGAUGGUGGUGGCGGAAGCCGUGUCGUUUGGACAACUGCAAACGUGACCACUGGUUUGGUCUGGUCUACCCCGACGGCGGUGCUUCUAAACACAGGUAACCUCAUCAUCCGAUCGUCAAACGGCACCAUGCUGUGGCAGAGCUUCGACCACCGCACAGACACCUUCCUUCCCAGCAUGAAACUCGGCAUAAACUAG